AUGCCUUCAGCUGACGAUGGAUCCGGUGGAUGGUGGGCAUCGAUUCGAAGCCCCCUUCAAGCAUUGACCUAUAUUCUCGCUCUUGGCAGUACUCUUGGCAGCUCAGUCGCAAACGCAGCUGCCAUUCCCUCAUCUGAUCUGGUGCAACGUGAUGCCAAUCCAGCUGCUGCUCCAGCGCUCGAGCAGCCAUGGAAGAGAUUUGUUGACAUCAAGGAACGUGGCCCUGAGGUUGAUGCUCGUGAGGCGGAGACGGGACCUAUCAGAGUCAUCCGUGGAGAGGAUUUCUCCAGUGGCCUUGGUGGCUAAGGAAUGAAAGCGGAG
Molecule: messenger RNA, 321 nt
Organism: Mollisia scopiformis
Lineage: Eukaryota; Fungi; Ascomycota; Leotiomycetes; Helotiales; Mollisiaceae
Exons: 2
Coding region: 1-306 (101 amino acids)
Source: RefSeq, a predicted model, not a curated record